This is a messenger RNA of Carassius gibelio (silver crucian carp), 3477 nucleotides long. RefSeq names its product D(3) dopamine receptor-like. The coding region runs from base 499 to 1863 and encodes 454 amino acids. Gene Ontology annotation, molecular function: G protein-coupled receptor activity; dopamine neurotransmitter receptor activity, coupled via Gi/Go. NCBI's taxonomy places the organism in Eukaryota, Metazoa, Chordata, Actinopteri, Cypriniformes, Cyprinidae. The transcript has 8 exons. Gene Ontology annotation, biological process: adenylate cyclase-activating adrenergic receptor signaling pathway. Gene Ontology annotation, cellular component: membrane. The record is from RefSeq and is a predicted model, not a curated record.
AUGAGCGGGAACAGUGGAGACCGAAAACGCCAGCAGAACACGAAUACAUUUAGAGCUUUGACACGAUUUACAAUUGGGCUUUUCGAGAAGUUAUUUUAUUCUAUCACCUACUUGGAUUUACCUCACAAUUAAGCACUGAACUAAUGGGAACAAAGAUGUUUCGUGCGUAAAAGACCUCCUGGAGACGAAGUGAAGCUCGUCUCACGAUUGUAACCACCCGGGCGAAUCAAGGUCUGUGGGAAACCAUUUGUGUACUGCCUGCACGGAGUUAUUCAAUGCACAAAGGCAUCGUAUGAAAGUAUUUCUGGAGCUGUGCAUUAAUAAGUCUCACGUACGCUAUGCUCGCCCGGCGCGCGGUAAAUAUGGAGUCCCUUUCUCAGCACCAACGGCUUGCGCCAAGAGCUACUGGACCGACAAGUUUCAUCUCAAAGAAAGUGCAUCCAGGUGUGGUUCUGUUUCGGUUCUACGGUGGAGAAGCAUAACAGAUCCUUCGCACUCAUGGCAAUGUUUAGCAGCAGUGAAUGGCUGUGGAAUGACACAGAACAUUCUCUCACCCCUGGGGGAAACUACAGCUUGAUAUCAGGAAUUGAAGAAGUGAAGAGGAAUUACUAUGCCAUGCUCUAUUCCAUACUCAUCCUGGCGAUUGUGUUUGGGAAUGUUCUGGUGUGUAUUGCUGUGCUUCGAGAGAAAGCUCUCCAGACCACCACCAACUACCUGGUGGUCAGUUUGGCUGUAGCUGAUCUCUUGGUGGCCUUACUGGUCAUGCCCUGGGCGGUCUAUUUGGAAGUGGUCGGGGGAGCUUGGCUCUUCAGUCGCUUGUAUUGCAACGUCUUUGUGACUUUGGAUGUGAUGAUGUGCACUGCAAGCAUACUCAACCUGUGUGCCAUCAGCAUCGACAGGUAUACGGCUGUGGUGAUGCCAGUGCUAUACAACACCACCCACAGCUCCCGCAAGAGGGUCUCAGUCAUGAUUGCCACAGUUUGGGUCCUCGCCUUUGCAGUCUCCUGCCCCCUACUGUUUGGAUUCAACACUACAGAUGAUCCGGCAGUGUGUUCGAUUUCAAAUCCUGAUUUUGUUAUCUAUUCCUCUGUGGUGUCGUUUUACUUGCCAUUCAUGGUGACCCUUCUGGUCUAUGUGCGCAUCUACAUCUUUCUCAGAAGGAGGCAGAAGAGAAUCACCUUCCGUCAAGGCAGCAGCAAAGUUCAGCCAGCAUCCGCACCACUAUCUGCGGAGACGUGUUUACAAGACGAUGCUCACAAAGAGAAAAGAGACCUUUCCCCCAUCAGGAUCAAUGUGAUAAAUGAAACCAAGGAGCAGGUGAUCCGUCCGCGGCUCCUCGCCAGCUGCCCAUGGCGUAAGCGGCCUCAAACCGCCCCUGCCGAGAACUCGCUGCUGCCACCUGUGAUCACACUGAACUACUGCAGCGUCAGCCAGGCGUCCUUUGCUCGCACUGAGCAAGAUGCAAACCGUGAGGAAGAGGAGGGUGGGGGCAAGGAGCAGGAGACAGUUAGGAGCUGUGAGGUGAAGAAGUUGACAAACGGACACACACACACCUCCCUGCAUCCACCUCGGCCCGCUCGCGUCAUGGUGUGUCCCAGUCAGGUCCGCUGUAGAAGUAUGCACUCCAAGGAAAAGAAAGCCACACAGAUGUUGGCCAUCGUUCUGGGGGUUUUUCUAAUAUGCUGGCUGCCCUUCUUUGUGACCCACAUCCUAAACACUCACUGCAGAGCUUGUCAUAUUCCUCCUGAGGUCUAUAGCGCCUUCACUUGGCUCGGCUAUGUCAACAGCGCUCUCAACCCAGUCAUCUAUACCACGUUUAACACUGAGUUCCGCAGAGCCUUUAUUAAAAUCCUGAGCUGCUAAACCAUUGGCAGUGCUCCCAUAUAAUAAUCAAUGCAGCUUCCAGACAUUAUGGAUUCCUUUUUGGGAUGCAAAGUGCCAUAUUGCCAAACUUGAAAACUUGAAUAUGCAGAGGAGAUUAAAGGCCUUGAACAGUCUGAAUUUGUUCAAGGGGAUUUCUAAUUCACUACUUGUGAUUACUGGAUUAGUGUUCAUCUAAAUCUUUUUCAAACUCUAUAGCUAACUUUGAGAUGACGGACCUGGAAUUCCAGUUGGUGCUUUACAUCCCACAACAAAGCCUAAAAUAUCUGCUGGACCUUAUUCUCCAUCUCACCACCUUGUUGCAUGCAGAGCGAAUUCUGAGGUCAUCAUGUGUUUGCAUGUGUUACACCGCUGAAUGAAACUGAAUUGGGUAAUCUAUUUAUGUGGUUACAAAGGCUAGAGACUUGUCAAAGGGACCAUAAAACCGUUGGAGCAAAGGAGCGUGAAGUAGUAAAGGAUCCAACACUGUGUUGUGCCUUUAAUUGUUUCUCCCUCCUAAGGCCAGGUUUCUUGAACCAACUGCCUCAGAAUAGAAAAGAGAAGAGAUGAUAAUGAUUGUUAUGGAUAAAACAUGAUAUUGUGCUGUGAACUAAAGCUAUAUUGAAUCCCAUAAGCCCUGAUGUCAUCUGAAAUAUACACACAUUAUGCCUCAAGACUGCAUUUAUUUAAAUCAAAGUGACUGUUAUGGAGAAUAUGUACCCAUGGUCUUCUAUCAUGUUUAACAAAAUCUGAACUAGUAGUCAAACACAUUUUACACAGUAUUGGACCACAGGUUCUAUAAAAGUGAUUUUUUUUGUCUUACCCAAUGUAUUAUUCAUGCCUAGGGAAAGAAACAUGUCAGAAAUACAAUUGCCAGGAAAAAAUAGAUGCAUGGUGCCUUUGCAUAUACUACGUGCACAAAUAAUGGAUUGGAAAGACAAAAGCUUUUAGUGGUUGAAGGAGAAAUAUGAGGAACAUAACCUCAAGAAGAGGAGUGUGUGUGAAAGUAGAUAAGUCAGUUUGUUGAUUUGAAGUGAGUGAGUGGAAAGGUGCCAAUGAGUGAAUUAAAACAAGCGAAUUGUUUGGCUGACAGCGUGAAUGACUGUGAAUGUGACCAAAAGCUUUUAGUAGACAAGGAAAAAAGAGCUCUGAAUUUCAACCGGCAUUGAAAGUGAGCUCAGCUGGAAUCCGACUGAUUAUAUGGAAAAAGAUUUUGAAAAAACAUCAUGCUCAAGUGUGGCUUGACCCAAAUUGUAGCGUUUCCAGACACACGCUCUGCAUGUGUGCCCUAAUGAGUGUGUGUGAUAGCUGGUACAAAAGCGUGACAAUGUGAGUGAUGGUUUCCUCUCAUUAAUUACUAAAUGAUGGCGAGACUCCAGUCCUCUCCUGAGCGCCGGCUUUAGUUUGUGUGGUCCGGCACUCUCACAGAAUCAUGGCUCUAACUUGCUAAGUGACAGAUAAUGAAUACAAAAUUGGCGUUUCUCUCAACAAAUCCGUCCCUCUUUCUGUUCUCAGCCCCUUCAUAUCCUGUGUUGUGUUACUACUGUAAGUGCAUGUGUACUGCUGUCUACACAAAUAAUUGCCUUUUAAGAACAAUAAAGUUGAUUAAGUGAGUAA